AUGAAUGAGGAGUGGUGUGUGGCAGGAGAUUUUAAUGAAGUUUUGAGAAAAGAAGAGCGCAUUGGGGUGGGAAGUACCCGUGAUUGGAGAGGUAUGGAAGAUUUCCGAUGUUUUGUGGAGGACAUGGAUUUAAUCGAUAUUAAUUGUGUAGGAGGGAGGUUCACUUGGUUCAAAGAGAAUGGAAAAUCUAUGAGUAGAUUAGAUAGAUUUUUAGUUUCUAAGAAGUUGGUAGAGAGGAAGGGGGGAUUUUGUGAUUGUGAAAAAUUAAAAAAGUUGAAGGAGCGUCUCCGGGAGUGGAAUAGGGAUGUGUUCGGUUGGAUUGAUUUGAGGGUGGAGGAGGAGGCGGCAAAGAUAAAUGCUAUUGAUAGGGAGUUAGAGUUGAAUAUGGGAGAAGAAGUGGAUGAUGUAGUAGAGGUUAGAAGGAAGGCGACUAAAGAUUUUUGGGAUUACCUUAACUUUAAAGAAAGUAUGAUUAGGCUAAAGUCUCGAAAUCUUUGGUUAAGGGAGGGUGAUAGGAAUACAAAAUUUUUCCAUAACUCUUUGAAGGAGCGUAAUAGGCGUAAAGCUAUUACUUCUUUGGAGACUCCUAAUGGUCGGGUAGAAGGAGUUGAGAAUAUUAAGGAGGAGGUUAAAAGACACUUUUUUGAAUUCUAUAAGGAGGAGGAUAGUGAGAGGCCGAUUCCGGAGGGUCUUGAGCUUAGAGCCAUUGAGGAGGAUGAGGUGACUUGGUUGGAGAGAAGGUUUUCGGAAGAAGAGAUUAAAGAGGCGGUGUGGUCGUGUGAUGGGAACAAAAGCCCCGGACCGGAUGGUUUUACUUUAGAAUUCUUUAAAAGAAAUUGGGAGGUCUUAAAGGAGGAGGUGUUCUCUUUUGUUGAGGACUUUUACGAAAAGGCAAAACUCACCAAAGCUUGCACUUCUUCUUUUAUCACGCUUGUGCCUAAAGUCAAAAAUCCUCAAGCCUUGCAUGAAUUUCGACCUAUUUGUUUGGUGGGUAGCUUGUAUAAGAUAUUGGCUAAGUUGUUGGCUAAUAGACUUAAGAAGGUUAUUGGAAAGCUAGUUUCUAAGAAUCAAUCGGCUUUCAUAGAAGGAAGAAAUAUAGUAGAUGGUAUACUUGUUGUGAAUGAGGUGUUGGACUUAGCCAAAAGAGAAAAGCGGAGUUGUGUAGUGUUGAAAGUCGAUUUUGAAAAGGCUUAUGAUAGAGUAAGUUGGAAUUUCGUUAGGUAUAUCUUCAAGAGGAUGGGUUUCGGUAGUCGGUGGUUGAGGUGGAUGGAGUGUUGCAUCUUUACUAAUUCCUUGUCCGUCCUUGUAAAUGGGAGUGCAACCAAAGAUUUUAGGGUGGAGAAAGGCCUUAGGCAAGGUGACCCCUUGUCUCCGUUUGUGUUUGUCUUAGUAAUGGAGGUCCUAACGGCUUUAAUGAAGAGGUCUAAGGAGCUAGGGGAGUUCCGUGGUUUUAAAUACAAAGAAGACAAGGAGGUUUAUUUACUUCAAUUUGCGGAUGAUACCAUAGUCUUGGCCGAAGGAGAUACCGGGAACUUGUGGAGUUUGAAGGCUAUUCUAAGAGGUUUUGAAAUGAUGUCGGGGAUGAGGAUCAACUUUCAUAAGAGUAACAUUUAUGGAGUUAAUGUAGGAGAUUGGUAUUUAGAAGCGGCUUCGUCAUUCCUAUCUUGCAAAGUGGAUUCUCUACCUUUCAAAUUUCUUGGUGUUAGAGUGGGAGAAAGUCCUAGGAAAUUCGCGAUGUGGAAGGAUCUUUUGGAGAUGCUUAGGAAUCGUUUGAAUGGGUGGAGAGGUAGAUUCCUUAGUAUGGCGGGGAGGGUGGAGUUGGUGAAUUCGGUCCUUAACGCUAUUCCCAUUUAUGCGUUAUCCGUUUACAAAGCUCCUAAGAAGGUGUUGGAAGAAAUAAGAAGUAUUCAAAGUAAGUUUCUUUGGGGCGGAGAUAAUAGUAAGAAGAGUAUUCAUUGGGUUGGAUGGGAUGUGGUUUGCAAAAGUAGAAAGGAAGGAGGUUUGGGAGUAAAAAAUGUGGAGAUAAUGAAUGUAGCGUUGGUUAGCAAAUGGAAAUGGCGUAUUUUAACGGAGAAGGAAGCGGUGUGGCAAGAUUUGUUAGAAGCUAGAUAUGGCAAUCCGAAGCUAAAAGUGUUGAUAGGGGACAAAUCGGUUUUGAACAAAAAAGAUUCUCAUUGGUGGAGAGAUUUGAUUAUGUCGGAUAAUUACGAGAGGCUUCUCUUUGACCAUUUUACUAGUGCUAUAAAGAGUAAAAUUGGUAAUGGAGAGUCUUCUCCUUUGUGGUAUGCCUCUUGGGUGGGACAAAGAUCGUUGAUGGAAUCUUUUCCCGAGCUGUUUUCCUUGUCCGUAAACCAUUUGGUUUCUGUUAAUUAUGCAGGUGAUUUUAUUGAGGGAGAGUGGCAAUGGGACUUUGCGAAAUGGUUUGGAGAGGGGACGGUGGCAGCAAAAGAAGCAGUAGCGAUUCAGCAAAGAAAUGGCCAGCGGAGUGGUACGGUGCCAGCUGCGGUUUCUAUGUCUGAGGAAGAAGUUGCUGCCAGCGCAAACAGCAGAAGUGGCGGUAACACAGCAGAGGCGGGUUCUGCUAGACAACACAGCAGAAAUGGUGAAUCUAUGGUGUCUGGGCAGCAACUUAAGGAGAUGUUGCAGAAACUAUUGGAGCUGCUUGACCGAGUUGCUGUCAAGGAGUUCGGAGAGGAUAGCUUCUCGUGGGAACGGAAUCCGAAUGGUGUUUUUUCUGUUAAAUCAUGCUAUGAUUUUUUCAAGACUUCUCUUUUCGGGCCUCCAUUGGAUAGUAAGAAGGUAUUGGCGUUAAACUAUCUUUGGAAGUGUAAAGUCCCGCCGAAAAUUCUAGUCUUUGGGUGGAGAUUUAUACACGAAAGGUUAGCCACUAGGGAUCAAUUGGUUAGAAGGAGAGUGUUGGUGGAAGGAGUGAAUUCUUUAUGUCCUCUUUGUUUGGAGAAGGAGGAAUCUCAAUCUCAUAUUUUCUUCUCUUGUGACAUUACUUCACACAUUUGGAGAAGGGUGUUUAUGUGGUUAGAGUUAGCCAACCUAUUAACCCUCGAGGAGUUGGGUGAUUUUUUCUACAAUUAUGAGAAGAUCCCUUGUUUAAAUAAGAGAAUGAUUGUGGCCUACGUUUGGCUUGCUACGAUUUGGUCGAUAUGGUCUAAGCGUAAUGCGGUGAUCUUUAGAGAGGAAUCGUAUAGCUUUAAUGAGUUGUUUUCUUCCUUUUCUUACGGUGUUGUCCUUAUGGAGAACCGUUGGCAUAAGGUUAAGGGAGGUGGUAGGAGAGUAGAGAAAUGGGACUUUGCAAGAGAUGACAGGAGAACAUCUCCUUUAGACUCUAGGUCAUCUUCCUUUUUUAUUACUGAGUUCGAUGAUAAGUGGAAAGCCCAAGACUUGUUCUUUGAGUUAAAGGAGUUGGGAGAGAUUGAGGAGGUGGUUAUUCCUCCGAGAAGGGAUAAACAUGGUAGAAGGUUUGGUUUUGUUCGAUUCUUUAACGUUAAGGACGAGGAGCUGUUGGCAACUAAGUUGGACAAUAUUAUUCUUGAAGGAAGGAAAAUCUUUGCAAACUUGCCAAGAUUCAGGAGAGUUAACGGUGCUCAGGGAAAGGUUUUUAAAAAGGAUGCUUCGAAGACGAAUGAUGAUGUUGUGGGAGCUAAGUAUGUGGCUCGGAAUAGAUCAUUCAUGGAAGCAAGAAGGGGUCAUUCAUCUUAUGCAGAGAUUCUGCAAAAUAAUCAUGGUGAUGUUGGUUUGAAAAGUGUUAAGAAACUUUCUAAACAGCUGGUUUUUUCUACGAGUCAAGAAGAUAAAUCCAGGUAUCUGAAGGCCUUCACAGGUAGGUUGAGGGAUCCCGGGAAUACGGUAGAUCUUAAAAAAUUGUUUCUGGAAGAAGGGAUCUUUUCGAUCAGGGUAACCAGUUUGGGGCCUAAUUUGUGUCUGUUGGAGGACCUGAUAGGUGGUGAGGUAGAAGUGUUCAUAGAGGAGAGAAGAAUGUGUUGGGAGCUAUGGUUCUCUUCUAUAAAACCUUGGGAACCUUCAGAUAUAGAUUCAUAA
Messenger RNA from Vicia villosa (hairy vetch), 4053 nucleotides. RefSeq lists its product as uncharacterized. Gene Ontology annotation, molecular function: RNA binding. NCBI's taxonomy places the organism in Eukaryota, Viridiplantae, Streptophyta, Magnoliopsida, Fabales, Fabaceae. The record is from RefSeq and is a predicted model, not a curated record. Bases 1 to 4053 code for a protein of 1350 amino acids. The transcript has 3 exons.